AUGCGAUCUCAGGCCCAAACGAUCAUCGCUGCGCUGGAUGCAGUCCAGCAUGAGGCGUUCGGCACGGAGGUAGAACGCCUGCAGGUACGUGCUGCAGCGCGCCGCCUGCUGGCCCGGGUUGAAACGCCCUAUGAGCGUGCGUGGGGCUACUGCUUCGAACACCCGGUCGUGUUCGCCGCCCUGCAGACCUGUAUCGAUCUGGGGCUGUGGAAAGCCUGGACAAAGGCGGGCGGCGGUGAGAAGUCUAUCGAGGAUCUGGUCAAGAUGACCACACCCACGGUCGAUACGAAUUUGCUGCGCCGCCUCUUCCGCUUGCUCGCGGCGUUCAACAUCGUGGAGGAGACGGGAGAAGAUCGGUUCAAACCUACACCGUUCUCGUUGGCUAUCGGCGACGACCGCAGCAGGGUCCGAGCUUCGCUCCAAGCUGCGACAAACCAGUAUAUACCGGCGGGCCACAACCUGCCCCGCUAUCUCGCCAAGAUCGGCUACAAAGAGCCUACCGAUGUCACCGUGAACAACCACACAGACUCAGACCCUGAUGGCCUCACCUUCUUCGGGCGGUUGCAGAAGAGCCCACCUUGUCUGGAGUCCUUCACAGGUCAUAUGGAAGCGUGGACCAAAUGGAAGACGCCCUGGACCAAGGUCUACGAUACGAGCCGGCUGCUUGACGGCGCCAAACUAGACGAUGGCUCUGCUUUUGUAGUCGAUGUCGGUGGUAACACCGGCACAGAUAUUUCCCACGUUCUGGAUAAACAUCCAGACCUCCCUGCGGGAUCGCUGGUUCUGCAAGAUCUUCCGGAGGUGAUUGCGAACGUGAACCUCGAUAAGAAGAUCACGCCUAUGGUGCAUGACUUUUUCCUGCCCCAGCCUGUGAAAGGAAGCCGCGCGUACUUUCUGCACGCAGUCCUCCAUGACUGGCCCGAUGAAAAGGCAAAGGUGCUGCUGGGGAACCUCAGAGAUGCCAUGAAAAAGGGCUACUCCAAGCUCUUCAUUUAUGAGGUCGUCGUACCGCCAAAAGGAGCGAGCAUCAGCCAAACCACGAUGGACGUCGAGAUGAUGUCCCUGCUGUCUGCUUCGGAGCGGACCCAGGCCGCAUGGGAAAAGUUGUUGACGGAAUCUGGUCUGAAGGUUAUCAACUAUUGGCCUGAUCCCCAGGAGUAUGAGAUGGUGAUUGAGACGGAGGUCGCGUAG
Messenger RNA from Aspergillus terreus NIH2624, 1191 nucleotides. RefSeq lists its product as uncharacterized. The coding region runs from base 1 to 1191 and encodes 396 amino acids. Gene Ontology annotation, molecular function: O-methyltransferase activity. The transcript is spliced from 4 exons. The record is from RefSeq and is a predicted model, not a curated record. NCBI's taxonomy places the organism in Eukaryota, Fungi, Ascomycota, Eurotiomycetes, Eurotiales, Aspergillaceae.